Hippocampus zosterae (dwarf seahorse) is the source of this 14299-nucleotide messenger RNA. RefSeq names its product NADH-ubiquinone oxidoreductase chain 5-like. The transcript has a single exon. The record is from RefSeq and is a predicted model, not a curated record. Gene Ontology annotation, biological process: electron transport coupled proton transport; ATP synthesis coupled electron transport. NCBI's taxonomy places the organism in Eukaryota, Metazoa, Chordata, Actinopteri, Syngnathiformes, Syngnathidae. Gene Ontology annotation, molecular function: NADH dehydrogenase (ubiquinone) activity.
AUCCACCGAGAGAGGUCCGAAGACAACAUAAACUGCUAAUUUUUGCCCCUUUGGUUUAACCCCGAAGCUCACUCGAGACUUCUGAAGGAUAUUAGUUAAUCCGUUGGUCUUAGGAACCAAAAACCCUUGGUGCAAAUCCAAGCAGUAGUUAUGCACCCCACCUCUUUAAUAAUAUCCUCAAGUCUCCUAAUUAUCUUUACCUUUUUACUAACACCUUUAAUUUCAACAAUAACAACAAAACCCUACCCAUCUAAUUGAUCUAUUACUUGAGUUAAAAAUUCAGUCAAAAUAGCAUUUAUAAUCAGCCUACUACCCUUAACAAUGUUUAUUAAUGAAGGAUUAGAAACUAUUAUCACCACCUGAACUUGAAUAAAUACAUCAACUUUUGAUAUUAAUAUUAGCUUCAAAUUCGACUUAUAUUCCGUAAUUUUCACCCCUGUAGCCUUAUACGUUACAUGGUCUAUCCUUGAGUUUGCAUCCUGAUAUAUACACUCUGACCCCGUUAUAAACCGAUUUUUUAAAUACCUGUUAGUAUUCUUAAUCGCUAUAUUAGUCUUAGUAACCUCAAAUAACAUAUUUCAACUAUUUAUCGGUUGAGAGGGGGUCGGGAUCAUAUCCUUCCUUUUAAUUGGGUGAUGGUAUGGACGAGCUGACGCCAAUGUGGCUGCCAUCCAAGCGGUUGUAUAUAAUCGAAUCGGAGAUAUUGGGUUAAUUUUAUUCAUAGCCUGAAUUGCUAUAAACCUAAACUCUUGGGAAAUUAGCCAAAUGUUUUCACUAGCUGAAAACAAAGAUCUUACUCUACCACUAAUAGGACUAGUCCUAGCUGCAACAGGGAAAUCAGCUCAAUUUGGGUUACACCCAUGAUUACCCUCAGCCAUAGAGGGCCCUACUCCGGUAUCUGCCCUAUUACACUCCAGCACAAUAGUAGUUGCUGGGAUCUUUUUACUUAUUCGGAUAAGUCCUUUAAUAGAAAAUAACCCUGCUAUCCUGACAACAUGCCUUUGUCUUGGGGCAUUAACCACUUUGUUCACAGCCAUUUGCGCUCUAACACAAAAUGAUAUCAAAAAAAUUGUAGCAUUUUCCACAUCUAGUCAACUAGGGUUGAUAAUAGUUACAAUUGGUCUCAAUCAACCCCAAUUAGCCUUCCUUCACAUCUGUACCCAUGCUUUCUUUAAAGCAAUAUUAUUCUUAUGCUCCGGAUCAUUAAUUCACAGCCUAAAUGAUGAACAAGACAUUCGAAAAAUAGGAGGAAUACACUUCCUCACCCCCUUCACCUCAUCCUCACUAACUUUGGGUAGCUUAGCUUUAACAGGAACGCCCUUCCUAGCCGGAUUUUUCUCAAAAGACGCCAUUAUUGAAUCAGUAAACACCUCGUAUUUAAACGCCUGAGCCCUCUUAUUAACCUUAGUUGCCACCUCAUUCACAGCGGUUUACAGCCUGCGAAUUGUCUAUUAUGUAACCAUAGGCUAUCCACGAUUCAACUCUUUAUCCCCUAUUAAUGAGAACAAUAAAUCAGUUAUCAACCCAAUUAAACGACUAGCUUGAGGAAGCAUUAUCUCAGGAUUGAUCAUUACAUCAAACAUAACUCCUGUAAAAAACCCAGUUAUAACUAUACCACAAUACGCUAAAAUAGCUGCCCUAAUUGUAACAGUACUUGGACUUAUCACAGCUUUAGAAAUAGCUCGUAAUACAUCUAAACAAUUAAGCAUCACCCCAAAACAAGCCCCCCACUCAUUUUCUAAUAUAUUAGGAUUUUACCCAUCCAUCAUACACCGACUACCUAUAAAACUCUCACUUCAAUUAGGACAAAACAUUGCCUCCCAAAAUAUUGACAUAACAUGAUUAGAAAAAAUUGGCCCUAAGGCCCUAUCAACCUUAAAUAUGCCUUUAAUUACAACUACAAGCAACACUCAAAAAGGUAUAAUUAAAACCUACUUAAUACUAUUUAUUUUAACCCUUACUCUAACCAUAGCAUUAUUGAUUUAAACCACUCGAAGUGUGCCACGAGCAAGACCCCGUGUUAACUCCAACACAACAAAUAAAGUUAAUAAAAGAACUCAAGCACUAAUAAUCAACACCCAACCCCCCGAAGAAUACAUCAAAGCCACUCCAGACAUAUCCCCUCGAAAUAUUGAUAAACCAGCUAUCUCAUCUACAGGCACUCAAGAACUUUCAUACCACCCCCCGUAAAAAUAAAAUAAAGCCAAAAUCACCCCUAAUAAAUAUAAAGCCCCGUAAACUGCAACUGAUCAACUACCUCAACUCUCAGGAUAAGCUUCAGCAGCCAAAGCAGCAGAAUAUGCAAAAACAACUAACAUCCCUCCUAGAUAAAUUAAAAAUAAAACUAAAGAUAAAAAAGGCCCUCCAAAACUCACCAUAACUCCGCAACCCAUCCCAGCUACAACCACCAGUCCCAAAGCAGCAAAAUAUGGCGAAGGAUUAGAAGCCACCGCAAUUAAACCAAAAAUUAACCCUAUUAAUAACAAAAAUAUCAAAUAAGUCAUAAUUUUUACCAGGAUUUUAACCAGGACUAAUGGCUUGAAAAACCACCGUUGUAAUUCAACUAUAAAAACCCUAAUGGCCAACCUUCGAAAAACCCACCCUAUUCUUAAAAUUGCCAACAGCGCCUUUGUAGACCUCCCUGCACCAUCUAACAUCUCCGUGUGAUGAAACUUUGGAUCACUGCUAGGAUUGUGCUUAAUAGCUCAAAUUAUCACAGGACUAUUUCUAGCAAUACAUUACACUUCAGAUAUUGCAACAGCUUUCUCCUCAGUAACACACAUUUGCCGAGAUGUAAACUACGGUUGACUAAUCCGCAACAUACAUGCUAACGGAGCAUCAUUCUUUUUCAUCUGUAUUUACAUACACAUUGCACGGGGACUUUAUUAUGGAUCAUAUUUAUACAAAGAAACCUGAAAUGUUGGAGUCGUACUUCUACUCCUAGUAAUAGCCACCGCAUUUGUAGGCUACGUACUACCCUGAGGACAAAUAUCCUUUUGAGGAGCCACAGUAAUUACUAACCUAAUAUCAGCUGUGCCUUACAUCGGAAACGAUUUAGUACAAUGAGUGUGGGGGGGAUUUUCUGUAGAUAACGCUACCCUAACCCGAUUCUUCGCAUUCCAUUUCCUACUCCCAUUCGUAAUCGCAGCCGCAUCUAUAGUCCACCUACUUUUCCUCCAUGAGACAGGGUCAAAUAACCCUGCCGGAAUUAAUUCUGACGCAGAUAAAAUCUCAUUCCACCCUUAUUUCUCAUAUAAAGACCUAUUAGGAUUCGCCGCCUUGUUAAUUAUACUCACAUCAAUUGCCCUAUUUACACCUAAUAUUCUAGGAGACCCCGAUAACUUCAUCCCAGCCAACCCUUUAGUAACCCCGCCUCAUAUCAAACCUGAAUGAUAUUUUCUAUUUGCUUAUGCUAUCCUACGAUCAAUCCCUAACAAACUAGGGGGUGUGUUAGCUUUAUUGUUCUCAAUUUUAGUGCUAAUACUGGUCCCAAUCCUUCACACAUCCAAACAACGGGGGCUCACCUUCCGACCUUUUGGUCAACUUAUAUUUUGGAUGUUAGUAGCAGAUAUGAUAAUUUUAACAUGAAUUGGAGGAAUGCCUGUAGAACCUCCGUAUAUCUUAAUCGGUCAACUGGCAUCAGUUAUUUACUUCCUUAUCUUUUUAGCAGCUUUACCUAUAUCAGGUUGAAUGGAAAAUAAAAUUCUUAAAUGAAAUUGCAUUUGUAGCUCAGCAUCAGAGCGCCGGUUUUGUAAACCGGAGGUCGGAGGUUAAACCCCUCCCCACUGCUCAGAAAAAGGAGAGUCGAACUCCCGCCGCCGGCUCCCAAAGCUGGUAUUCUAUGUUAAAAUAUUUUCUGGUACAUAUAUGAAAUAUUAUGUAUAUAUAUAUACAUAGUGCAUACUAUUAAUCCCCUAGAACAUAUAUGUAUAAAAACCAUUAAUUUAUGUAAACCAUAAAUUAAUAAUAUUAAACUAAGGUAGACAUAAACCUAAAAAUUAUUAAUUAAGCAUCACAAAUUUAAAUGCUGAGAAAUUUAAGACCUAACACUAUACUCAUAAGUGAUGAUAUACCAGGACUCCAAAUAUCAUUAACUAGAGUAAGAUAUGUAGUAAGAGCCUACCAAACAAUCUAUUUCUUAAGGAUAACGGUUAUUGAUGGUCAGGAGCCCUAAUUGAAGGGUUGUUACCUAAAAGGUGAAUUAUUCCUGGCAUCUCCUCCUUUUUCAGGUCCAUUAAGUUUAUUAAUCCGCACACUUUUAUCGACGCUUACAUUGACUAAUGGUGUUAAACCUUCGACUCGUUACCCCCCAAGCCGAGCGUUCUCUCCACAGGGGCAGCUGGUUCCUUUUUUUUUUCUCCUUUCGUGAACAUUUCAGAGUGCACACGGCCCUAUGAUAGAAGGUGGAACAUACGUUCCUUACUGAGUAAUAUAUAUGUAGUGUUGAAAAUACAUUACUUAAGAAUCGCAUAAAUUUUUUUCUAGAGCAUAAUAAAUACCAUAUUCCCUAUAGGUCGCCCCCCCUUCUGUUUUAAUAAAAUAAACCCCCCAACCCCCCUAAAGCCCAAAGGUUACUAUCAAUAUUACAAAAAGGGUUUAAACAGCAAAACCCAGAGAUUAUUGAUCACCUAAUAAGUGUACAAGUGGUGUAUAGUUUUGUAUUUAUAUAUUACCAAUUUUUAAAAAUAUAUUGUAUUACACCCAUUCACUAAUACUGGUCAAAACAGAAUACUAGAAGGCUAUCGUAGCUUAAAACUUAAAGCAUAACACUGAAGAUGUUAUUAUGAACCCCAGAAAGUUCCGAAAGCACAAAGGCUUGGUCCUAGCUUUACUAUUAUUUACAACCAAACUUACACAUGCAAGCAUCCGCACCCCCGUGAGAAUGCCCUUUACCCUCUUAUGAGAUCAAGGAGCUGGUAUCAGGCACAUAUAAUUGCCCACAACACCUUGCUUAGCCACUCCCCCAAGGGAAUUCAGCAGUGAUAAACAUUAAGCCAUAAGUGCAAACUUGACUUAGUUAAGGUUUUUAGGGCCGGUAAAACUCGUGCCAGCCACCGCGGUUAUACGAGAGGCUCAAGAUAAUAGAAAUCGGCGUAAAGAGUGGUUAAGUGUUAAACAACUAAAGUUAAACAUCUUCCAAGCUGUCAUACGCACCCGAAGAUAUGAGACUCAUUUACGAAAGUGACUUUACAAAACUGAACCCACGAAAACUAUGAAACAAACUGGGAUUAGAUACCCCACUAUGCAUAGUCUUAAACAAAAGUAUUUUAAUUACAUCAUACUCGCCAGGGUACUACGAGCUUUAGCUUAAAACCCAAAGGACUUGGCGGUGCUUUACACCCACCUAGAGGAGCCUGUUCUAUAACUGAUAACCCCCGUUAAACCUCACCCUAUUUUGCUUAAUCAAUUUAUAUACCGCCGUCGUCAGCUUACCUUGUGAGAGAACAAUAGUGAGCAAAACUAGUUUAAACCCAAAACGUCAGGUCGAGGUGUAGUUUAUAAUAGGGGAAGAAAUGGGCUACACUCAUUUACUAAUGAAUACGGAUGGUAUAUUGAAACAUAAACCUAAAGGAGGAUUUAGCAGUAAGAAGAAAAUAGAGUGUUCAUCUGAAACCGGCUCUAAAGCGCGCACACACCGCCCGUCACUCUCCCCAAUAAUAUAACCUAAAAUUAAUUAAAACACAUAUAAAAACAAGGGGAGGCAAGUCGUAACAUGGUAAGUGUACCGGAAGGUGUGCUUGGAAUACCAGAGCAUAGCUGAAGUAGUUAAAGCAUCUCACUUACACCGAGAAGUUGUUCUUGCAAAUAGAACUGCCCUGAUACUAAAAUGCUAGCUCACACACUAAAAUCAAAUAAAAACUAAAAAUAACCCCUAAUACCCUAAUAAAUAGUAUUAAAACAUUUUACAACCUAAGUAAGGGAGACUGAAAAGGAAUAUGAAGCUAAAAAAAUAGUACCGCAAGGGAAAGCUGAAAAAGAAAUUAAACAAAUAAUUUAAGUAAAUAAUAGCAAAGAUUAAAUCUUGUACCUUUUGCAUCAUGGUUUAACAAGACAUCUCAAGCAAAGAGACCUUUAGUUUGCUACCCCGAAACUAAGCGAGCUACUCCGAGACAGUCAAUACAAAUGGACAAAUCCGUACCUGUGGCAAAAGGUUGGAGUGAUCUCCGAGUAGAGGUGAUAAGCCAAACGAGCUUGGUUAUAGCUGGUUGCCUGAAAAAUGAAUAUAAGUUCAGCCUAUAAUAUACCCUAAACCCCUUUAAAAUCAACAAAUAGGUUUAGUUAAUAAUAUUAUAGAGUUAGUCAAAAGGGGUUCAGCUCUUUUGACAUAGGAUACAACCUUAAAAGGAGGUCAAAGAUCAUAAACAAUAAAGUAUACACAUGCCUUUGUGGGCCUGAAAGCAGCCAUCAAAAAAGAAAGCGUUAAAGCUCAAGCACUAAUGAACUUUUAAUUCAGAUAAUUACUCUAAAACCCCUAAAUUCAUCAGGCCUUUCCAUUUUACAUGAAAAUGAUAAUGUUAAUAUGAGUAAUAAGAGAAAUUAAAGAUUCUCUCCUUUUAGCAAAGGUGUGCCUCGGAUCGAACUAACACCGAAACUUAAUGACCCCGCCACCAGAGGGAAGUGUUGUAAAAAUAAAAAACAAGAAAAAACAACAACAAAAAUCAUCAACCCCACACUGGAUUGCCAACUAGGAUAAACUAAAAGGGUAAGAAGGAACUCGGCAAAAAUAACUAACCUCGCCUGUUUACCAAAAACACCGCCUCUUGCAUUACAAAAUGAAUAAGAGGUCCCGCCUGCCCUGUGACCAUAUGUUUAACGGCCGCGGUAUUUUGACCGUGCAAAGGUAGCGCAAUCACUUGUCUUUUAAAUAAAGACCUGUAUGAAUGGCAUAACGAGGGCUAAACUGUCUCCUUACCCCAGUUAAUGAAAUUGAUCUUUCCGUGCAGAAGCGGGAAUAAACCCAUAAGACGAGAAGACCCUGUGGAGCUUUAGAUGAUAAAUGAAUUUAUUUAAAAAUCAAUGCCAAAUAAAAGGCAGUAAAACAAUAACCUCAUUUUAAAUCUUUAGUUGGGGCGACCGCGGAGUAAUACAAAACCUCCGUGAGGAUUGAGGUAAAACCUUAUACCUAAGAAUGUCAUUUCUAAGUGUCAGAACAUUUGACCCACAGAUCCGGCAAUAGCCGAUUAACGAACCUAGUUACCCCAGGGAUAACAGCGCAAUCCUCUUUGAGAGUCCCUAUCGACAAGGGGGUUUACGACCUCGAUGUUGGAUCAGGACAUCCUAAUGGUGUAGCCGCUAUUAAGGGUUCGUUUGUUCAACGAUUAAAGUCCUACGUGAUCUGAGUUCAGACCGGAGUAAUCCAGGUCAGUUUCUAUCUAUGUAUGUGACCUUCUUCAGUACGAAAGGACCAAGAAGGAUGGGCCCAUGUUUUAAAACAAGCCCACUUUUUAACCCUUGAAAAAAUAUCAAAGGUUGAAAAAACACAAAAAAUAAUAGAAUAUAACUAUAUGUUAAGGUGGCAGAAUCCGGUUAUUGCAAAAGACCUAAGCCCUUUGAACAGAGGUUCAAAUCCUCUCCUCAACUAUGACUACCAUGAUUUUAACACAUAUUAUUAACCCACUAAUAUACAUUAUUCCUGUAUUACUAGCAGUAGCUUUCUUAACUUUACUAGAACGAAAAGUAUUAGGCUACAUACAACACCGAAAAGGGCCUAACAUUGUAGGACCCUAUGGAUUACUUCAACCAAUCGCAGACGGGGUGAAACUUUUUAUCAAAGAGCCAGUUAAACCAUCCACAUCUUCCCCAAUCUUGUUUCUAAUCACCCCAAUACUAGCAUUAACACUUGCUCUUAUAUUGUGGGCCCCCUUACCUACACCACACCCUUUUAUUAAUGUUAACUUAGGGUUAUUACUUAUUCUAGCAUUAUCAAGCCUUGCAGUCUACUCUAUUUUAGGGUCAGGAUGAGCAUCAAAUUCAAAAUAUGCACUAAUCGGAGCAUUACGAGCCGUAGCCCAAACCAUUUCAUAUGAAGUAAGUUUGGGAUUAAUCCUACUAGCAUUAGUUAUCUUCACUGGAAACUUCACACUACAAUCAUUUGGUACCACACAAGAGAGCCUAUGACUAGUUAUCCCAACAUGACCCUUAGCAGCAAUAUGGUACAUCUCAACAUUAGCUGAAACAAAUCGGGCGCCGUUUGAUUUAACAGAGGGUGAAUCAGAACUUGUUUCUGGUUUUAAUGUUGAAUACGCAGGGGGCCCUUUUGCAUUAUUUUUCCUUGCAGAAUAUGCUAAUAUUUUACUUAUAAACACCCUAUCGACUAUUCUAUUCUUAGGGGCAUCUCACAUUCCCUUACUACCAGAACUUACAACAAUUAACCUUAUAUUAAAAGCAACACUACUAUCAGUCGUGUUCUUAUGGGUUCGAGCCUCGUACCCACGAUUCCGAUAUGACCAAUUAAUACACCUCAUUUGAAAAAAUUUCUUACCACUAACCUUAGCCUUAGUUAUCUGACAUUUAUCCACACCUCUAGCAUUAGCAGGGCUUCCACCCCACGUAUAAAGGAAUUAUGCCUGAAUACUAAAGGACCACUUUGAUAGAGUGCAUUACGGGGGUUAAAGUCCCCCUAAUUCCUUAGAAAGAGAGGACUUGAACCCCACUUAAGAGAUCAAAACUCUUAGUGCUUCCCACUACACCACUUCCUAAAGUAAAGUCAGCUAAAUUAAGCUUUUGGGCCCAUACCCCAAAAAUGUAGGUUAAAACCCUCCCUUUACUAAUGAACCCCUAUAUUAUAUCAUUCCUUCUACUAGGUCUAGGCUUAGGUACUACCAUUACAUUCAUAAGCUCUCAUUGAUUAAUAGCAUGAAUAGGCUUAGAAAUUAAUACACUAGCAAUCAUCCCCCUAAUAGCACAACACCACCACCCACGGUCUGUAGAAGCUUCAACAAAAUACUUUCUCACCCAAGCCACAGCUGCAGCAAUAAUCCUAUUUGCUAGCUCCACUAACGCCUGAAUUACAGGACAAUGAAGCAUCAAUGAGAUAUCACAUCUUAUUCCUACAACCAUUAUGAUACUAGGACUAGCUCUGAAAAUUGGUAUGGCACCUCUCCACACAUGAAUACCAGAAGUACUUCAAGGACUUGAUCUAACCACAGGGUUAAUCAUAUCAACAUGACAAAAGCUAGCACCAUUUUCCUUACUAAUACAAAUAAACCUAAAUAACCCUGUAUUAAUCACAAUAGCAGUUAUAUCAACCAUAGUGGGGGGCUGGGGGGGCUUAAACCAAACGCAAUUGCGAAAGAUCUUGGCAUACUCAUCAAUUGCCCAUAUUGGAUGAAUAAUCCUUGUCCUACAGUUUUCACCCUCACUAACACUACUAACUCUUCUAAUCUACAUCCUUAUAACACUUUCUGUAUUCAGCUUAUUCAAAGUAAAUAAAACAACUUCUAUCAACUCACUAGCUACAUCAUGAUCAAAAUCUCCUACAAUCACCGCACUAGCUCCCCUUGUCCUACUAUCAUUAGGGGGGUUACCACCACUUACAGGGUUUGGACCAAAGUGAAUAAUCUUAUCAGAACUAACAAAACAAGAACUUAAUACUAUUGCAACAAUUACAGCAUUAUCUGCUUUACUAAGCCUAUAUUUUUACCUGCGACUCUCAUAUGCUAUAACACUAACCCUUUCACCAAAUACUACCCCUAUAACCAACCAGUGACGGUAUCACACCAAGCAACCUAUUAUUCACCUAUCCAUCUCCACCAUCAUAUCAUUAAUAAUACUCCCCAUUUUACCUAGCAUAAUAACUUUAAUCAACUAAGAGUUUAGGUUAAUAAAAGACCAAAGGCCUUCAAAGCCUUAAGUAGAAGUGAAAAUCCUCUAACUCUUGAUAAGACUUGCGGGAAAUUAACCCACAUCUACUGUAUGCAAAACAGACACUUUAAUUAAGCUAAAGCCUUACUAGAUGGGAAGGCCUCGAUCCUACAAUUUCCUAGUUAACAGCUAGACACUCUAACCAGCGAGCAUCCAUCUACUUUCCCCCCGCCUUGAAAGGCGGAAAGGCGGGGGGAAAGCCCCGGCAAAAAUUAAUUGGCCACUUAAGAUUUGCAAUCUUAUGUGUAAAACACCUCAAGGCUUGGUAUGAAGAGGGCUUAAACCUCUGUAUGUGGGGUUACAAUCCACCGCUUACUCAGCCAUCCUACCUGUGGCAAUCACGCGAUGAUUUUUCUCAACCAAUCACAAAGACAUCGGCACCCUAUACUUAGUAUUUGGUGCUUGGGCCGGAAUAGUCGGCACUGCACUCAGCCUUUUAAUCCGAGCAGAACUAAGUCAGCCGGGAGCUUUACUAGGAGACGAUCAAAUCUAUAAUGUUAUCGUUACUGCUCAUGCUUUUGUAAUGAUUUUCUUCAUAGUCAUACCAAUUAUAAUCGGAGGUUUCGGCAACUGAUUAGUCCCAUUAAUAAUUGGGGCACCUGACAUAGCCUUUCCUCGAAUGAAUAAUAUGAGUUUCUGAUUAUUACCUCCUUCCUUCCUACUUCUCCUUGCUUCAUCCGGAGUAGAAGCGGGGGCAGGAACAGGUUGGACUGUUUACCCACCAUUAGCUGGUAACCUGGCCCAUGCUGGAGCUUCUGUAGAUUUAACAAUUUUCUCUCUCCAUUUAGCAGGUAUUUCAUCUAUUCUAGGAGCAAUUAACUUUAUUACUACUAUUAUUAACAUAAAACCCCCGUCAAUUUCUCAAUAUCAAACACCGUUAUUUGUGUGAGCAGUUUUAGUGACCGCAGUUUUACUAUUACUUUCACUUCCUGUUCUGGCGGCUGGUAUUACCAUACUUCUCACAGAUCGAAACUUAAAUACAACAUUUUUUGAUCCUUCUGGAGGAGGAGACCCUAUCCUUUACCAACACUUAUUCUGAUUCUUUGGGCAUCCUGAAGUUUAUAUUCUUAUCCUACCAGGUUUCGGCAUGAUCUCACAUAUUGUAGCCUACUACUCUGGUAAAAAAGAACCUUUUGGUUAUAUAGGAAUAGUGUGAGCAAUAAUAGCAAUUGGACUUCUAGGGUUUAUUGUUUGAGCUCAUCAUAUGUUCACUGUGGGGAUAGAUGUAGAUACACGAGCAUACUUUACCUCAGCAACCAUAAUUAUCGCCAUUCCUACUGGUGUAAAAGUAUUUAGCUGAUUAGCCACACUUCACGGAGGCUCUAUUAAAUGAGAAACCCCCCUAUUAUGAGCUCUGGGGUUCAUCUUUUUAUUUACUGUUGGAGGACUAACAGGUAUUGUGUUAGCAAACUCCUCUUUAGAUAUUGUAUUACAUGAUACUUAUUACGUAGUUGCUCAUUUCCACUAUGUUCUCUCAAUAGGUGCUGUAUUUGCAAUUAUAGCAGGAUUUGUGCACUGGUUUCCCUUAUUUACAGGUUAUACACUACACAGCUCUUGAACCAAAAUUCAUUUUGGUGUAAUAUUUGCUGGUGUAAACCUAACAUUCUUCCCUCAACACUUCUUAGGAUUAGCUGGUAUACCACGCCGAUACUCUGAUUACCCAGACGCAUACUCAUUAUGAAACACUGUCUCCUCUAUUGGAUCGCUUGUGUCUUUAAUCGCCGUAAUCAUAUUCUUAUUUAUUAUUUGAGAAGCAUUCGCUGCUAAACGAGAAGUGCUAACAGUUGAACUAACCUCAACAAAUAUUGAAUGACUGCACGGAUGUCCACCACCAUACCACACAUUUGAGGAACCUGCCUUUGUUCAAGUACAAGCAAACAAUUAGACGAGAAAGGAGGGAAUUGAACCCCCAUAAAAUGGUUUCAAGCCACCCACAUAACCGUUCUGUCACUUUCUUUAUUUAAUUAACCAAGAUAUUAGUAAAAUAUUAUACUGCUUUGUCAAGGCAGAGUUGUUGGUUAAACCCCUACAUAUCUUAAAUAAUGGCUUAUCCCUCCCAACUAGGUUUUCAAGACGCAGCAUCACCUGUAAUAGAAGAAUUACUUCAUUUUCAUGAUCAUGCAUUAAUAAUUGUAUUUCUGAUCAGCACCUUAGUGCUUUAUAUUAUUGUAGCCAUAGUAACUACUAAACUAACAAACAAAUUCUUAUUAGACUCACAAGAGAUUGAAAUUAUUUGAACUGUUCUUCCUGCAAUUAUUCUUAUUCUAAUCGCCCUCCCAUCACUACGAAUCCUAUACCUUAUGGAUGAAGUGAAUGAUCCUCAUCUAACAAUCAAAGCAGUUGGACAUCAGUGAUACUGAAGUUACGAGUAUACUGAUUAUGAAGAUUUGGCCUUCGAUUCCUACAUAAUCCCAACUCAAGACCUUACGCCAGGUCAAUUCCGACUAUUAGAAGCAGAUCACCGUAUAGUAAUCCCAGUUGAAUCACCUAUUCGAGUAUUAGUAUCUGCAGAAGAUGUACUCCACUCAUGAGCAGUCCCUUCUUUAGGGGUUAAAAUGGAUGCAGUACCAGGACGACUUAAUCAAACAGCUUUUAUCACAUCACGACCAGGCGUGUUUUAUGGACAAUGUUCAGAAAUCUGUGGUGCUAACCACAGCUUCAUGCCUAUUGUAGUAGAAGCAGUACCAUUACAACAAUUUGAAAACUGAUCAUCUCUAAUACUUGAAGACGCCUCGUUAAGAAGCUAAACAGGACCUCAGCGUUAGCCUUUUAAGCUAAAAAUUGGUGACUCCCGACCACCCUUAGCGACAUGCCUCAAUUAAAUCCCACACCUUGAUUAAUAAUUCUCCUAUUUACAUGAUUAGUUUUUACUAUCAUUAUUCCACCUAAAGUCAUAGCACACAAAUACCCUAAUGAACCAAAUGUUUUAAGCAGUAAAACAUUAAAAACAACCCCUUGAAACUGACAAUGACACUAAGCUUUUUUGACCAAUUUAUUAGUCCCAUAUUUUUAGGUAUCCCACUAAUAGCUUUAGCUAUUUUACUACCUUGAAUCAUAUUCCCAACCCCCUCUUCUCGUUGGAUAAACAACCGCCUCCUUACAUUACAAAACUGGUUUAUUAAUCUAUUCACAAAACAACUUCUACUUCCCUUAAAUACUUCAGGUCAUAAAUGGGCACUAAUCUUAGCCUCAUUAAUAAUCUUCCUGAUUUCUUUAAAUAUACUCGGACUACUUCCUUACACUUUCACUCCUACAACUCAACUCUCCUUAAACAUAGGACUAGCUGUACCAUUAUGACUAGCAACUGUUAUUAUCGGGAUGCGAAACCAACCCACACACUCCUUAGGCCACCUAUUGCCAGAAGGCACACCUGUAUUACUAAUCCCUGUGCUUGUUAUUAUUGAAACAAUUAGCCUAUUUAUUCGGCCUGUUGCCCUGGGUGUUCGACUAACAGCAAAUUUAACCGCGGGGCACCUAUUAAUCCAGCUUAUUGCAACAGCAGCAUUUGUCCUUAUACCCCUAAUACCCACAGUGGCAUUACUAACAACAAUUUUAUUAUUCUUGCUUACAUUAUUAGAAGUAGCUGUUGCUAUAAUUCAAGCUUAUGUAUUCGUAUUACUACUAAGUCUUUAUUUACAAGAAAACGUUUAAUGGCCCACCAAGCACAUGCAUACCACAUAGUAGACCCAAGCCCCUGACCCCUUACAGGUGCAAUCGCAGCCCUUCUAAUAACUUCAGGGUUAGCUAUUUGAUUCCAUUUUAACUCAACUAUUCUAAUAACAGUUGGGUUAAUCUUACUGCUUUUAACAAUAAUCCAAUGAUGACGUGAUAUUAUCCGAGAGGGGACAUUCCAAGGGCACCAUACCCCCCCAGUACAAAAGGGGUUGCGAUAUGGUAUAAUCCUAUUUAUCACCUCAGAAGUUUUCUUUUUUCUAGGAUUCUUUUGAGCUUUCUACCACUCUAGCCUGGCCCCAACCCCAGAACUAGGCGGUUGUUGACCCCCUUCUGGAGUUAUCACACUUGAUCCUUUUGAAGUGCCUCUACUUAACACAGCAGUUCUACUUGCCUCUGGUGUUACAGUAACUUGAGCUCACCAUAGCAUUAUAGAAGGUGAACGAAAACAAGCCAUCCACUCACUCACCCUGACUAUUCUCUUAGGUUUCUACUUUACGUUCCUUCAAGCGAUAGAAUAUUAUGAAGCCCCCUUCACAAUCGCUGAUGGCGUUUAUGGAUCAACAUUCUUUGUAGCGACAGGAUUCCACGGAUUACAUGUUAUCAUUGGAUCAACAUUCCUAGCAGUUUGCUUAGUCCGACAAAUUCAAUACCACUUCACAUCACAACACCACUUUGGGUUUGAAGCUGCCGCAUGAUACUGACAUUUUGUAGAUGUUGUAUGAUUAUUCCUUUAUGUCUCAAUUUAUUGAUGAGGAUCUUA